AUGGCACCAUCAGCAGAAGUUGGGCCUUUAAUUCGAUAUUCACCCGAAACAAAAUGGUACGAUUAUGGAGAUCUGGAAUGUGCUGAGCAACUAACCUCUGAUUUGAAUCAUCUUAGUAGCAUCGAAGAACAAGCAGAAAUUUUGUUGAAAAGAGAUUGUGAGUUGCAAUGGCAGGUGCAAAGUAAGAAAAACAUGACUGAAACAGCAUGGCUGAGUAUGGUUUUGACGCGUGGUACUGCUAAUGAUAAAGUAACUGCUAUGCAGAUAUUGACGCAACGAUAUCCAGUUCAUUCCCUUGCGCAUGUAGCUGCAUUGGUUAGUACUGUCGCGAAGAAAAAUACAAGGGAAGCAUUUUCUGUACUCGGCUUACUAAAAGACUUAUUUAUCAGUGAAUUAUUACCGCCAAAGCGAAAAUUAAUCCCCUUUGCAGCGAGACCAGUGGAUAAAAUAAAUUUGUCAUCACUGGGCAAGGAUUUUAAUUUAAAAAGAAAGCUUAUACUCUGGAAAUUUGAAUCGGACUUGAAAGCCGUAUAUGAGAAAUUCAUUGCUGCAAUUGAGCGACUGGCUGGAGAAAAUAUAGAAAAAGUGAGCAUAAUGUCUUGUCGUUACGCUUUGGAACUAUUGAUCGCACGUGCUGAACAGGAACAGAAAUUGCUAUCCCUGCUUGUCAACAAACUUGGACACCCAAACAAAACAUUGGCUACACGUGUUUGUGGAUAUUUGCUGCAGUUGACCAGAAAACAACCGCUAAUGCGUCAUGUUGUUGUUAAAGAAGUGGAGCGACUUAUCUAUCGAAAGAAUAUUUCAUGUUGUGCACAGCUUCAUGCAAUCUCAUUUUUGUCUCAAAUGAAUCUGCAUGGCUGUGAUUCAACGCUUGCAUCAACAUUGCUUAAUAUCUAUAUAGGACUGUUUCGAAUGUUAGUUUUGAAUAAGAAAAUCGAUGACAAAAUGUUAAAUGUUUUAUUGUUGGCUACGAAUCGGGCAUUUUCCUAUGCGAAAGGUGAUGCAGACAAAUUGAUGAAAGAAAUCGAUACUUUGUACAAAAUUUUGCACCAGUCAAAUUUUUCAGUUGCUUUGCAGACACUGAAGUUAUUAUAUCAGCUUCUUACAACGAGUGAGGGGAUUUCGGAUCGUUUCUAUGCUGCUCUUUAUCGACGUAUAUUGGAUCUUCAACAUAGCACAAAUGCUGAUAGGCAAUUGUUUUCAUUGUUAUAUCAAGCUUUAUCUUCGGAUACUGUUGAAUAUAGAGUUAUUGCAUUCAUCAAGCGUCUUCUGCAGCUGUCUCUGUGUCGAAAUGCUCCAUUUGCUGCUGCAACGUUAAUUUUGAUUUCACGAUUGACUGAGAAGCGACCGUCAUUAUUAAUAACUAAAAAAGCUGCUGAUCUUACAAAAUUCAGUGAAAAUAUGAAAGCGGAAGUUUUCGAUGAUGACGAGGAAGUGUGUCAUGAUUAUGAUUCCUCCACAGAAACAGUAACUGACGAAAUUCCCAUAAAGUCAACAUAUGAAAGUAAUAAGAAGGUGACUACUGAUGUCAAACCGAGUGAAAGGAAGAUUUCCGGAUGGAUGCACAAAAAUAACAUUGUGGUGCGAAGCAAUGCAAUAAGAUACGAUCCAAUGGUUAGAAAUCCAUUGUUUUCUCGUGCUGAUAAAAGCAUUGCUACAGAACUGACACUAUUAAGCAUGCAUUAUCAUCCUUCAGUUGCUGUGUUUGCUUCAAAUUUGCUCAAUGGUGUAUCGAUACGAUAUGACAGUGAUCCAUUGCUCGAUUUUACUCAGAUGCGCUUUCUUGACCGUUUCGUGUUUCGGAAUCCUAAAACGAAAGAUACAAAUGAGAAAGUUAUGCGGCGCAAAGUUUAUGAUCCUCACGGCGUUAGGAAGCUUCCAGUUAUAUCGAAGGAAUAUGCUGCAAAAAGCAGAAAUGAAAUACCUAUUGAUGAGAGGUUUCUGCAUCGUUUUGCAUUAAUGAAAAUGCGGAUGAAGGAAGAAAACAAAAACGAUGCUGUUCAUGAUAAUGACGAUGAUAUUGAAAGCGUCAACUCCGAUGAGUUCAAUAUGUUGCUAAAUCGUUUUGAGCCGGGUGAACGAAGAGAAGUAUUUGAUGUUAACUUCAGUCAGGAAUUUAGCAUUGAGAAGAAGACGAAAAAGAAGAAAGGAAUGAAAGGCCAGAAGCGACCAUUUGAAAAUGAUACUGACGAGGAGGAAGAGGAUGAUAUAGAAAAAAGGGAAAUGAUGGAUGUUGAUGAAGAUGAAGAGCUUGAAGAUUGGAGUGGAGAGGAUGUUGAGCCCAUACUGGAAUUGAUUUUAAAGGAAGAAUCAGAUGCUGAGACAGAAGAAGAAUCAAGUGAAGGCGAAUUUGUGAAAUGGACAAAGGAUAUUUAUGAUAGUGAUGAUUCAGAUGAUUUCGCUCAACAAUUCAAUUAUGUGGAAGACGCUAUAAUAAGUGCUGAUAAGCUGUGCAUUCCAUCCCGAGAACAAAAUAAUUUGUGUAAAGAAUAUGGUAAAACUGUGAGAAAUGAUCGUAACAAUAGUGGAACUGAUUUGAAUAUGAAUAUGAAUGCAUAG
Molecule: messenger RNA, 2562 nt
Organism: Acanthocheilonema viteae
Lineage: Eukaryota; Metazoa; Nematoda; Chromadorea; Rhabditida; Onchocercidae
Source: the annotation of a GenBank genome assembly